AUGGAGGACUAUAAAAAAAGACAGUAUACCUCGACCCUAAGAACUAGAGGAGAUUCAUUAUUAAUAAAAUUAAUCCCCAUAAAAGGCUUUCAUGGCAUGUACUCAAUCUUCGGGGGACCACUUCUGGAGUUGAAAGGCCAUAGAAGAGGGUGCUGUUAAGACUGGUUUGCUGACUGGCUUAGCCGGGUAUAGAAGCUGGCAAUGAUGCUGUAUCGGCUGAAGCUGUUAAUGCAGUGAAGUCUUAUCUUUCUUACACGGGUAAAAGCAUAAUAAAGAUCAGGUUCCAAGCCUAACUCUAUAAGAGUAGGACGGCUAAAGACAGAAAAUAGAAAGUUGUUUCACUCAUUCUUAGUAACUCUUUCACUGCCUUUUUUGAUUAACUCGUCGCUACUUCUCCAUGUACCCGACACUUAUUCCCAAGCGGAGGGAGGAGAAGGUGCAUCAAAUAUGGGAGCACAUGAUGAUGGCCUGCCGGGAUCCUCUCAUCUCGCCCCCGAACAAUCAACCUCGUCUUCAUUGAAUGGCUCUUUUCAGACUAGAAUCUCUAUUUGAUUAGAGAAGCUUGGUUCUUACAUGACGAGGAGGGUUGGGUUCUUUCUUUAUAUAUUGAUUGAGUCUGGCUAGCUAGUUUCGGCUAUCGGUCACGGGAAAGCAAAAACUUGUAUAUAAUAAGUAAAGACUGGGUCGGUCGAGACUCUUUCUUAGUCAAGUGGGAAGACAGCACCGAAUCAGACAGACACAGAAGAAGAUCAUCCGACCGGCGAGAUAGUUCGAUUUCUAGUAAACUAACUGAUAAUCCAAGUCGUAAGUACGAACCACUCAAUGAGAAUCUCACGUCAAUAAGCUACGACUACGAAACGAAUUCGAUCGGGUUCAGCGCUUGAAAAGCUAUCGAAGAAGAGUCAAUUCAAUGCUCAAGUCAAAGGGGGGAGUCCACUUAUUCUAUAUUCAAUAGAACACUGCUUCAUAUCUCAAUCUAUAGAGAGAAAUCUGUGGCUAAGAACCCUUCAGCGGACUCGACCAAGAGGAAGCGAAAGAUGACUCGACCAAAGGCUCAGCCGACUGAGAAAGUUUAUCAGUCGAAGGAUAAACUGAAUUCAAAUCUCAUUUGCUUGUUGCCGGUUUUUAGCCAUAUCAGUAAGGCUAGUGAGCAAGUUUAGGUUUAGGAAUAGGAAUGAUUCUUAGGAAGCAACCUCUUCUCUGUCAUACUCAGAGAAGCCUUCCUCAUCCACCUCGACUUCGCUUGAACGAUUUCCCAUGUAGAACAAGGCUUGCUGAUGUCGUAGGUACUGAGCAUAAAAUCUUGGGAGACAUCGUUCGGUAAGUUUCCGUCCACGGCGUUACUCUUUUUUCUUCAAUGCUUAAGUCGAUCCUGCUUACAGACUUAGAAGACUAGAAGAAAGCAAUUCUUAUGCCCAAAGACUCCCAUGCCUUUCUUGGUCGGACCAACCCAACCGGUGAUUUCCGACAAGUCUUUCUUCAUUAAAGUGGUGAGAAGCGGAACUACAAGAAAGCUUUCUUUCUCUUUAUGGAUAACCAAUUCAUUUUCAAAUAUAGUUGGGAGACUUUACCCAAGAAAUGGGUAAAAAAAAUAGAAAAAUCAGAACAUGGGAAUAGAUCUGAUACCAAUACGGACUACCCAUUUCAAUUGUUGUGCUUUCUUAAAUUGCAUACCUAUACAAGGUUUCAAGUUUUGAUCGAUAUUUGCGGAGUUGAUUAUCCUUCUCGAAAACGCAGAUUUGAAGUGGUCUAUAAUUUACUGAGUACUCGGUAUAAUUCGCGCAUUCGCGUACAAACCAGUGCAGACGAAGUAACACGAAUAUCUCCGGUAGUAAGUCUAUUUCCAUCAGCCGGCCGGUGGGAGCGAGAAGUUUGGGAUAUGUUUGGUGUUUCUUCCAUCAAUCAUCCGGAUCUACGCCGUAUAUUAACAGAUUAUGGUUUCGAGGGUCAUCCAUUACGAAAAGACUUUCCUCUGAGUGGAUAUGUAGAAGUACGCUAUGAUGAUCCAGAGAAACGUGUGGUUUCUGAGCCCAUUGAGAUGACCCAAGAAUUUAGAUAUUUCGAUUUUGCUAGUCCUUGGGAACAACGCAACGGUAACGAAGGAUAAUUCGGAAUCAGAAUAAGUCCAGUCCAGGGGACAAAUCAAUAGGAAAUGCUAUUUGCUUCGUAAGAAGACUUCUAUGAAAUAAAUGAAAGAGUUUCACGGGAAUUGUCUUGAUCGUCGGAUAUCAUUAAAAAAAAAAGAAAUGGCAAGAAUAAUUUAAUAUCGAUAGAAAAAAAAAACGAUCUGGAAAAAAGGGAAGGGGUUCUCUACAAUGACACUGUAGACUAAUUGAAAAGGAUGUAGCGCAGCUUGGUAGCGCCUUUGUUUUGGGUAAAGAAUGUCACGGGUUCCAAUCCUGUCAUCCCUACCUAUUCUUUUCCCCUGGGCAGUAAGGGGGAUCCAUUGAGAU
This is a messenger RNA of Amaranthus tricolor (Joseph's coat), 2453 nucleotides long. RefSeq names its product NADH dehydrogenase [ubiquinone] iron-sulfur protein 3. The record is from RefSeq and is a predicted model, not a curated record. The transcript has a single exon. Gene Ontology annotation, molecular function: NADH dehydrogenase (ubiquinone) activity. NCBI's taxonomy places the organism in Eukaryota, Viridiplantae, Streptophyta, Magnoliopsida, Caryophyllales, Amaranthaceae. Bases 1529 to 2107 code for a protein of 192 amino acids.